Mytilinidion resinicola is the source of this 744-nucleotide messenger RNA. RefSeq lists its product as uncharacterized. The coding region runs from base 48 to 560 and encodes 170 amino acids. The transcript has 2 exons. Gene Ontology annotation, molecular function: protein binding. The record is from RefSeq and is a predicted model, not a curated record. Lineage: Eukaryota; Fungi; Ascomycota; Dothideomycetes; Mytilinidiales; Mytilinidiaceae.
UGGUAGUCGGGUGGGCAGUGCCGGGCAGGUUAGAGAAGCAGCACGCGAUGGGGCAACGUCGGCUCUUGGGCCAUUCGCAGCGGUGCUUUCAAUGGGUCAUAAGAGCGAACAUUUAUGAGGAUAGUGUAAUGCUGGGUGCAGUUCACGGGCUGGGAAUGCUGUACGCGGACCAGAGCAAGCUGGGCGAGGCAGAGAAGAUGUACGAGCGAGCGCUGCAAGGAAAGGAGAAGGCACUCGGGGCAGAGCACACAUCGACACUCGACACGGUGGGGAACUUGGGCCUUCUCUACGCGGACCAGGGCAAGCUGGGCGAGGCAGAGAAGAUGUACGAGCGAGCGCUGCAAGGAUACGAGAAGGCACUCGGUCCAGAAAAUGUUACCACUUACGCCCCAGCACUGAACACAAACUGGGGCCUUGGUUCGGUCUUCCAAAGUCAAGGUCAUUUAGCUAAGGCUAGGAUAAUGUACUCGAAAGCCCUAGUAGGAUACGUAAAAGUCGUCGGAAAUGACCAUCCAUACUGUCAGAGUCUGCGGGAGAAUCUAAGGAAAAUAUCCCCGUAGUCGACCAGGAGGAUUCACGGCAAAAUCGGGAGGAGCGAACGUCGCAUUCAAUGAUUAAAGGGAAUGCGGGAAAUGGAAAACGUCAUAGGCUGUUCAGAAAACUCGGCUUAAGGUAGCAGCCCUAUGUUAGGUGCUAAGCCACCUAUACAGUAGAUAGCACUUGCGAGGCUGCAAUCUGCCUGCC